AAGGGGGCGCCGCGAUGGGCCAAGGGGACGAGAGCGAGCGCAUCGUGAUCAACGUGGGCGGCACGCGCCACCAGACGUACCGCUCGACGCUGCGCACGCUGCCCGGCACGCGGCUCGCCUGGCUGGCAGAGCCCGAUGCCCACAGCCAUUUCGACUAUGACCCGCGUGCCGACGAGUUCUUUUUCGACCGCCACCCGGGCGUCUUCGCGCACAUUUUGAACUACUACCGCACGGGCAAGCUGCACUGCCCGGCAGACGUGUGCGGGCCGCUCUACGAAGAGGAGCUGGCCUUCUGGGGCAUCGACGAGACGGACGUGGAGCCCUGCUGCUGGAUGACUUACCGCCAGCACCGGGACGCUGAGGAGGCGCUGGACAGCUUUGGCGGUGCGCCCCUGGACAACAGCGCUGACGACGCGGACGCCGACGGUCCUGGAGACUCAGGCGACGGCGAGGACGAGCUGGAGAUGACCAAGCGCCUGGCACUCAGUGACUCUCCUGACGGCCGGCCUGGUGGCUUCUGGCGCCGCUGGCAGCCUCGCAUCUGGGCGCUCUUUGAGGACCCCUACUCGUCCCGCUACGCGAGGUAUGUGGCCUUUGCCUCCCUCUUCUUCAUCCUGGUCUCCAUCACCACCUUCUGCCUGGAGACCCACGAGCGCUUCAACCCCAUCGUGAACAAGACGGAGAUCGAGAACGUCCGGAAUGGCACGCAGGUGCGCUACUACCGGGAAGCGGAGACGGAGGCCUUCCUCACCUACAUCGAGGGCGUCUGCGUGGUCUGGUUCACCUUCGAGUUCCUCAUGCGUGUCGUCUUCUGCCCCAACAAGGUCGAGUUCAUCAAGAACUCGCUCAACAUCAUUGACUUUGUGGCCAUCCUCCCCUUCUACCUGGAGGUGGGCCUGAGCGGCCUGUCCUCUAAGGCGGCCAAGGACGUCCUGGGCUUCCUGCGUGUCGUCCGCUUCGUGCGCAUCCUGCGCAUCUUCAAGCUGACUCGCCACUUCGUGGGCCUGCGCGUCCUGGGCCACACCCUCCGCGCCAGCACCAACGAGUUCUUACUGCUGAUCAUCUUCCUGGCCCUGGGCGUCCUGAUCUUCGCCACCAUGAUCUACUACGCCGAGAGGAUAGGGGCACAGCCCAAUGACCCCAGUGCCAGUGAGCACACCCACUUUAAGAACAUCCCCAUUGGCUUCUGGUGGGCCGUGGUCACCAUGACAACACUGGGCUACGGAGACAUGUACCCGCAGACGUGGUCCGGGAUGCUGGUGGGAGCGCUGUGUGCGCUGGCUGGGGUGCUGACCAUCGCCAUGCCCGUGCCCGUCAUCGUGAACAAUUUUGGGAUGUAUUACUCCUUAGCCAUGGCUAAGCAGAAACUACCAAAGAAAAAAAAGAAGCAUAUUCCACGGCCGCCGCAGCUGGGAUCUCCCAAUUAUUGUAAAUCUGUCGUAAACUCUCCACACCACAGUACUCAGAGUGACACAUGCCCGCUGGCCCAGGAAGAGAUUUUAGAAAUUAACAGAGCAGACUGUCCCCAGCUAGCCUGGGACUUUUCCCCCGAGCCCCCGGCUGGGCAGACCCCUUGGAGCUAAACCCAAGGAAAUGCCCAGCAACCCCCCACCCUGCCCCAGCCCCGUGUGCGCCCCUGGUGGCCGCCGCUGGUCUGAACAGUAAGUACAUCGACCGUGCCUGGAGACCAGGGCGGAAAAGCCACCCCUGCUGGCUGAGGGCCCUGACGCCGGGUUCGCCUUGCUCCAAAGUUUUAAAAAAAAUGACCCUCUUGCGGACGCUCAUCUCUCUCAGCCCAUUUCAAAGCCUGGAAACCAUCUCUGUGAGCCGCUGCCCAUGCUGCCAUUUCAUCAUCGCCAGUCCUCGGGCCUAGUGGGGCGGAGGGGCCCUGGGCCGGGGAGGCAGGGCUCCCUCGGUCUGGGGGCAGGUGGGAACCGAGGCUGCUGGGGGCCGUCUCAUCCACAGGAUGGGGUAAGGCAGAAGCACGGGGGGGCUUGGGUGAGCCGGCCCUCUGGCCUUUUCCAUGCAUUCCCCAGGUUCAGAGAGUCGGCUCCUCCUUUGUCUCUCUCUCUUCCAGCCACCUCUCUGGAGCUGGGGAGGGAGAAUGCUCCCAGUUUCUGACAGCACCCCAAACCACAGAUAAACCAACGACCCAGGGAGGCUGGCUUCUUCACAGAGCAAGACCUAAACACUUUUACCCAAUUAUAGCCCUCUCCUCGAAGUCAUGGUUGAUGGAAGAAGCAGGCCCAGGCGUGUGGGGGUGGGGGUCUCUUUAGGAAGCAAAGGUACAAAGCUCACAUCUACCCAGGGAUCCCUGAUGGAUGCCCUCUGCUCCCCUCCCCUGCAGGGAACACCAGCCCCAACGCUGGACCCUUUAAAGGCCGUGGGAGCUGGAUGCCCCAGGGGCAUGGCACAGGGGUGGGGCAGAGUCAUUCAUUGGUGGGGACUCAGCACUCAGAGCUCCAGGAGAGGUCUCAAGCUCCACCACACACCUCUGACCCAGCCCUGGGCAAGAACUGUAGGCUCUAGCUACCUCUACUGACAGAUGACGGCCACCAGAGAGACAGCAGGUCCUGGCUCCCCUCCCAGAUGGAGACGCUGCCUGCUGGGGCUUACUGUUUUCCCCUUGAGGAAAAUUUGUACAGGGUGCUAUGGGCCCGACUUCCACACGUGCAUCCACAUUCUCCUUUCAUACCUCCCUCCCCUCUCCCCAACCAGCCUCCUCCCUCAGCCCAGAGCGGGAGGCAGGACUGGGCGUGUCUGUGCGCCCAGGUGUGUGUGCCCGCAGACCCACCCCCAGUGCUAGGCAGCCCCCCGCCCCCAGGGAGGCCCCAGCUCCAGUUGUGUGGUGUCAGAGUUACCUUGGUAACUGGCCUUUCUGGCUCAGAGUACAUCCAGGAGUGAAGCCCCUGGGUUCUGUCGAGAAACGCACUGUACGUGAAAUGCUUUGCCAUCUUGUAUGACAGACUUUUUUUUAAGUUCCAAAAUUAUGAUGGGAUUUUUUUUGGAUUUGCUUUACGAAUAAACCUGAUUGGUCCAUUUCUCUUUCGACUGACUGCCUCUUUGUAGUGACACGAUGUGCACGUGGCUGUGGCCCUGCGCGCGGGCACACCGAGCAUGUGCCCGCGGAGAAGGGUCACCCCUGCGUGUAGUUCCAUGAUGGGAACAGGGUCACGGAAGAGGGUCAAGUCGGGAGGAGACUGUCUCCAGCUUUUUGUCCCCUUUAGUCUUUCAGAGACCCCCCUCCCGUGGUCCCACUCGUGUUGGUGCCACCUUCCCUGGAGGCUUGCACCCUAGGUGAAGUCUGAGAAAGCCGAGGUGCCCACCUCGAGGCCCGAGUUGGCUCCACCCCGUCCAGGGACAGUCUGCUUUGAGAGCCCCGGAGCGUGGGGCGGGCUCAGUCCCCAGCGGGGACGGGCAGGGGCCAAGGCCAGCAGAGCCCCUCUGCCAGCUCCAGGGGCUCCCACUGCGCUGCUCCUGGGCCUGGGAGAGGGCGAGCUCCCCGCUGUGGCUGCACCCCUCCCGCUCCCCAGGUGCCCCCAGACCUCCUCCCAGGUUCCUUCUCAGGCUGCCACAGAGGCCAAGACUCGCCUUCCCCACCUGCGCCCAUCGCUGCUGCUGUCCUCACACAUCCAUUCGCUCUGCUUCUCGGGGGCGGCUGCUGAAAGGAGACGGAGGAACGGGAGCCCCGCCCAGCCCAUGGCUCGCUGUCACCGCCUCAUGCAAACAUCCCUGUCGUGCCUGCGAGAGCUGACCGGGCCUGCUUGGUGCGGAGCGGGGCGGAGGCCGCCAGCUCGAUCUGAAUGGGGGCCGGAGCAGACUGAGUGACCAGCACUGGUCUGUGUGGCAUGUGGGGCGGACUGCGUGGUCCUCUGGGUCUGUGUGGGAGACAGAGGAGCCUGUGAGACAGGGCCGAGUCCUCAUGGGGGCAGAGCAUCGAGUGACCAGAUCAGAGCCAUGGGGGGCGGGGCAGGCGGGCAGGCU
This is a messenger RNA of Phyllostomus hastatus (greater spear-nosed bat), 3984 nucleotides long. RefSeq names its product potassium voltage-gated channel subfamily C member 1 (gene KCNC1). Gene Ontology annotation, biological process: protein homooligomerization; potassium ion transmembrane transport. The transcript has 3 exons. The record is from RefSeq and is a predicted model, not a curated record. NCBI's taxonomy places the organism in Eukaryota, Metazoa, Chordata, Mammalia, Chiroptera, Phyllostomidae. Bases 15 to 1583 code for a protein of 522 amino acids. Gene Ontology annotation, molecular function: delayed rectifier potassium channel activity; protein binding. Gene Ontology annotation, cellular component: voltage-gated potassium channel complex; neuronal cell body membrane; axon.